Messenger RNA from Asparagus officinalis (garden asparagus), 365 nucleotides. Its product is annotated as egg cell-secreted protein 1.1-like. The annotation marks the transcript as partial. The record is from RefSeq and is a predicted model, not a curated record. Gene Ontology annotation, biological process: double fertilization forming a zygote and endosperm; regulation of double fertilization forming a zygote and endosperm; regulation of protein localization to cell surface. The transcript has a single exon. Gene Ontology annotation, cellular component: extracellular region; vesicle. NCBI's taxonomy places the organism in Eukaryota, Viridiplantae, Streptophyta, Magnoliopsida, Asparagales, Asparagaceae.
AUGAUCAUGAUCGUCUUCCUCCUCGCCGCCGCUGCCACCGCAACUCCAUCCCCAUCGCCUCAGCCCGCAGUCGACGAGUUCGGGACCGGACUCUCAUUCCCGGUCAUCCCGCUCGAAGAAGCCCCGUCGCUGGACGCGGCCUCCAUCGACGACGUCAAAUUCGCCCUCCCCUUCAUCGACGGCGACGUCAGCGUGAAGAAGUGCUGGAACACGAUAGUGGGCGUGGAGGGAUGCGCGGGCAGUCUUCUCGAGUCGCUGCAGACUUUGCAGAUCAAGAUCGGACCAAAGUGCUGCCACGUGAUCAAGAAUAUCGGCGACAAGUGUUUUCAUAGCUUGUUCGAUAGUCUGCCGUUUAAUCCAUCCUG